AUGGAUGGUUCAGAAGACUCAAUUAGAUCAGCUUUGUCUUUAGUCAAUCAGUAUUCCAAAUUCUCUGGACUGAAGCCAAAUUAUGAUAAAACUCAAUGUAUUAGGAUUGGAUCUACUGUUCAUACUGAUGAUAACUUGUGUGAUAAAUAUCAAAACUUGAUGUGGUCACAGGAACCAUUUACAGUGUUAGCCUUUGCCAGCGCUCCUCUUAUUCCCAAUGGAUGUAGAGAUGAACACUUAUGUGGUCAGUUACCCUGGUCAGAUUGGAGUCCCUGUAGUCAUACCUGUGGAGGGGGCUCUCAAAUAAGGAAGCGAGAAAUUUGUAGCUUACCAGGAUGGAGUGAGGAAGAUAUAGAUGAUCAGUGCGGAAAGACAUUCAAGAUAGAUAGAAGAAUUUGUAACGUGAAAUGUCUCAACGGAGCUAUAUUUGUUAACGAUCGUUGUAGCUGCACAACCGGUAAAACUGGCAGGUGCUGUGAAAUGGAUACCGACAAUAAAGAACUGUUUACUUCUAAAGAAAAGGCAUCGACAUUUCUACAGAGAUUUAAAAAAAGACGAAGCUUGUCUGACCUUGAUAUAAAUGAAGAAUGCACAGAAACAAAGGGUUGUGACCACGAAGAAGUGAGAGAAUAUCUGGAUUAUCAUAAUUUAGGAAACGAUGUGCACAGAAUCUUACGUCAUUUUGGUCCAGGAGAGAGUAGGAUAAAGCGCGUUUUACAAUGUGCCAAGCAUUUUCCAGCCAAUAUCAACAUCAAAACAAAGAGACUUCAGGAGAGGAAAUGUAGUGGUGGAUCUAGAGGGAGUUGGUGUGGAUGGAUGAAGAAUAGACUGUGUAAUCAACGUAACUGUGGAGCUGGAUAUUUUUGCAGAACGAUUGAAUCUAAUAGUUGUCGGUCUUUGAACGAUUACACCGUUGGUUGUCAAGCAACCUGUUCUUGGAAGCAAAAUUGGUGUUGGCCUGGAACUUGUGAGGGGUAUUUGGCCAAAAACUGUGCUUGUGACGAUGGGUUUUCUUUGUCAUCGAGAGGCUCCACCAAAAUCUGUGAUUUAAAUAUUUCUCCAACUUUGCUCACUUGUCGACUAGGAGUAGAAAGCAAUGCCGGAGAAGUAAAGAAUUCAACAUCUACAGGAUCCUGCCUGGAAGAAAAGUCGAAUUUUAUGAAUUUUCAGCCAGAGCAUUCUUCAUUUGUUUUUGAAUUUGCAUUGAAUGUUCAUGUUUCAGCACCAAAACCGGAUCGGAUUUAUGAUUAUUCAUUCGGCAUUGUAAAAGCUUCAGUAUCAGUGUCCAGAAUGAACAUACAUAGAACACGCACACAGCUCCGAGUACUUGAACCUCAUCAGUUUAACAGAUGUACCUUCAAUGGGUUUAGGAAUACCAACCCAUAUGGAAGUGUUAUAUCAUGCAAAAUGAAUUUUGAGACACCGUGGCAUUUUGAAGACGGAGAACGGUUCUGUUUGGAAUUCACGUCCUAUGUCGGUGGAUACCUUCGAACUAAAGAUUUUUCAGGAACAAUAUCACAAUACCACAUUUAUAAUUCUACAGAGGCAUCACAUGAAGUAUGCAUGAUGUACGACUCUUCUCCGCCAAAACAUUGUUCAGAAAAUAGUACCUGUUUACAUAAUGAAACACUGAUUAUAGAAGAUCGCAUAACAAAAUCUAGAAAUUUGAGGAUUUCAGUGGCAGGCUGGCAUGAUUCUCACCCAUGGCCAUUGACGGCUAAUGAAGCUUCCGGUGUCGACAGCUAUUUCCUUACUAUACACGAAAUACUUGAAAUUGAUUCAUUAACACUCACAAUGGAUGAAAGGUCUUUGCUGAGUUAUAAACUUACACGUGAUAUUAAUGUUAUACAGUUGCCUGAUCGACAACCGGCGCUAUAUGGGCUUAGUUUAAAAGUUGGUGAUAAAGCAGGGAACUUCAAAUUGGCUAGGCGAUUUGUAUUGUUUGACAUUUCGUCAAAAAUUAAAACCAAUCGCGUCUGCAAAGUAACUGUGUCAUCUGGAAAUCCUGCAACAAAUUUCACAUGGCAAAUAAACCAUGGGGAAAUAUGCAUUAACUGGUCUGGAAGAUACUACAAUAGUUUCAAUGUUCACUUCAACAUACUUCGAAAAAUCAAACCAGAUUUUUAUAAAUUGUAUAGCGGAGUAUAUGAGCAGCUUGAAGGCCAACUCCCAGUCAGUGGAACGCCAAAUGUGAAUGGAAUUAUUGAGUUUCUCUAUGUCAUCAAAAGAAAUAAAGAAAUGUUACUGAACAACUCGGUUUCAAAUAUCUUUAAUCAAUCCUUUUGUCAUUUGCUGGAAUCUAAGGAUGGUGAGGUGUACGAUAUUACACUUACAGCAGUCGAUAUAAUAGGCAACCGUUUAAGUGAAUCACUGGUUGUUCGUAUGGAUUCAAGUGGUCCUGAAAUACAUUUUAUAAAGGAUGGCUCGCACCAGUCGUCGGAAAAUGUAACAAAUAAUCCAAAAUUAACAUUUGAAAUCCUGGAUGAACACAGUGGACUGUAUUCGGUAAAUUGGACAUUAGGUACCUCAGUAGGAAGUGCAGAUUUAGGCGCUGGAAAUCUUCCUGUUGUGCCUCAAUCGCAGAACUCCUGCGACCGUUUGAGCCUCUGUUAUUGUCCAGAGACUGGGAACUGCGAAAAGUAUUCGUAUACUGUUAACGCGUUUGAACACAGAUUCAAGAAUUCAGAUGAAACUCAUAAAACAAGUUAUUUUCUUACAAUUAAUGCAAUGAAUCACGCACUAUUGCUAUCAUCUUUAUCAAUGGAAAUCAAAGUGGACAAAUGCUUAACUAACAUAUGUCUAAAUGGAGGAAUAUGUUUCGUAGUGAACAGUAGCAAUGAAUGUUCGUGUCCGAAUACUCAUCAUGGAUCUCGUUGUCAAAACGCAUGCAUCAGACCAAAGCAUUGUGAGGAAUACGAGUGUACAUCGGCAGAAGAUUAUGUGUGUAAAAAGUGUUACGGAGAAGGGGCUACUCCUGAAAAAUCAGCAUAUUUUAUUUCCACAGAUAAGAAAAGCUACACGGAUUUAAUACCACCGCAAUUCGUCAACUGCCCCUCAGAUAAGAUACAGAAAUAUGAUUCAGGAGAAGGUUCCUAUGUAACAUGGGAACCAAUACACGCUGUGGACAAUGCUGGCAACCUGAGUCUCUCAAGCAAUAUAAAAAAUGGGGAUUUCCUUAUAUUUGGUAGUCAUCGUGUUAUCUAUAAUGCGACUGAUGAUUCUGGGAACAUAAAUACUUGUAACUUCGAAGUAAAAGUGACGAAGAUAAAAGAUAAAAUCUGUGAAUCUCCACCUCUGCCGUUUCAUGGUACUUUGGGUUGUCAAGACAAGGAAGAUCUUCAGUGCUCAAUGGAUUCCUGUAAUCCAGGAUAUCUACUAAGAAAUAAUCUGACACAUACCUGUAAGAAAGGACGUUGGGUGCCGGAGUUUCGGAAUGAUUUCAUAACAACCUCGUGUAUCAAACCAGAACCAACCUAUUUACAAAGAAAUUACACAUUUACUUUUAACUGUCCAUACCUGAAGUUUAAUGCAGCAGAGUUGAAGGACUGCAUUAAUCAGUCUGGACUAUGUCCCAGAGGAGAAAUCUUACUAUGCGACAGACCUUUUCAAAGAAUAGAAGGACAACAACUCUCAUCUCAGAAGUUGCAGAUAUGGAUGGUUAUGGAGGGAAUACUUCAAUACGGUGCAAACAAACAUCUUUUGAUUCAGCACCCCUACUAA
Molecule: messenger RNA, 3720 nt
Organism: Saccostrea cuccullata (small rock oyster)
Lineage: Eukaryota; Metazoa; Mollusca; Bivalvia; Ostreida; Ostreidae
Exons: 15
Coding region: 1-3720 (1239 amino acids)
Source: RefSeq, a predicted model, not a curated record